AUGGCAUCAGAACAACAGGAAUUAUCAGUAAUAGAUAAAGUAGGCGGAGGAGAACCUGAACUUCGUUUUGUGCAACAUCCCCUAAUCGAACUAGAAGCUGAUAUUCCAAAAGAGUACAAAGAGGAAGAACUAACUCCAGAAACCGUGGACUAUGAAGACGAUGUAGAAUAUUUGAGAAGUUUAGACCCUAAAGAAUGGAAGUCACAAGAUUAUUACAAAGUCCUAGGUAUCCCAAAUAUAAGAUACAAAGCAACAGAUGACAUUAUCAAAACUGCCUACAGGAAGAAAGUCUUAAAGCAACAUCCUGACAAACGUAAAGCGCUAGGGGAAGAAAUCAAAACAGAUGAUGACUAUUUUACCUGUAUAACAAUGGUUUAUGAAACUCUAGGAAAUAUAAGUAGGAGAAGAGCGUACGAUUCUGUUGAUCCACAAUUCGACAAUGAUCUACCUUGUACUAGUGAUAUAAAAAAAGACUUUUAUAAAACGUUUACGUAUUAUUUUGACUUAAACUCCCGAUGGUCUGAAAAAACAAGGGUGCCCAAAUUAGGAACUGAAAAUUCGACAAAGGAAGAGGUGGAACACUUUUAUUCGUUUUGGUAUGAUUUUAAAUGA
Messenger RNA from Diabrotica virgifera virgifera (western corn rootworm), 612 nucleotides. Its product is annotated as dnaJ homolog subfamily C member 2-like. The record is from RefSeq and is a predicted model, not a curated record. Gene Ontology annotation, biological process: 'de novo' cotranslational protein folding; regulation of translational fidelity. Bases 1 to 612 code for a protein of 203 amino acids. Lineage: Eukaryota; Metazoa; Arthropoda; Insecta; Coleoptera; Chrysomelidae. Gene Ontology annotation, cellular component: cytosol. Gene Ontology annotation, molecular function: Hsp70 protein binding; ribosome binding. The transcript has 2 exons.